Molecule: messenger RNA, 698 nt
Organism: Cylicostephanus goldi
Lineage: Eukaryota; Metazoa; Nematoda; Chromadorea; Rhabditida; Strongylidae
Source: the annotation of a GenBank genome assembly
AUGAAUAUCUUGAGUUUGCUGAGUGAAGAAGUGUUCGAUUUCGGCAGCCAAAAUCUAACUCAGGCCAAGGAGCAACACUUGAAACAGCAGUUUUGCGGUCAAUUCCAGGAAGUUUUCACUCUUUGCAUAACAAUUCUUGAAAAAUGUCCUGCAAAUUCGAUUGUGGAAGCAACACUGAAAACUUUGCAUCGUUUUCUUUCAUGGAUUCCGGUGGGAUACGUGUUUGAGACGAACAUCACGCAGCUGCUCAGUGAAAACUUUCUGUCACUGGAAGUCUAUCGGGUGGUCACGCUCCAAUGUUUAACGGAAAUUUCCAUGAUACAAAUUGAAGCUGAGGAUAAUGCUUACAAAGAGAAGCUUUGCGCAAUGUUUUGUGCGACCAUCAAGGAGAUCGGAAGUUUGCUUGGUGAAAGAGCAGAUCUUGCUACUGCUUAUCAGAAAGGAACCGAUCAAGAUCAGAAGUUCAUCUCAUGCUUGGCACAAUUCCUUGUGGCGUUCUUGAAGGAUCAUUCUGCGCUUGUUGAGAACUACAACCCAGCUUGUCCGCAAGUCACAGAAUAUCACAAAUACGCCAUAGAACUACUUCUUUCAAUCAGUCAAGUCGAAGACGUGGAAAUUUUCAAGGUUAGUCAUCUUUUUUCGUAUGUCUGUCAUGUGCGCGAUGUCAUUUCCAUCUUUUUAUUAGUCUGGACAUAAUU